Toxotes jaculatrix (banded archerfish) is the source of this 1589-nucleotide messenger RNA. RefSeq names its product solute carrier family 25 member 3a (gene slc25a3a). Gene Ontology annotation, biological process: mitochondrial phosphate ion transmembrane transport. Gene Ontology annotation, molecular function: phosphate transmembrane transporter activity. The record is from RefSeq and is a predicted model, not a curated record. The transcript has 8 exons. The coding region runs from base 158 to 1231 and encodes 357 amino acids. Gene Ontology annotation, cellular component: mitochondrial inner membrane. Lineage: Eukaryota; Metazoa; Chordata; Actinopteri; Toxotidae.
CUAAACUCUACGACCCGCCCAGGCUGCACCGUGACGUCACGAAAGGACAAAUUGAUUUGCCGCGAGGUCAUUCGGCCUCUCCGAGCAGCCGGCUACAGCUAAGCGGAGGCGCCAUCUUGAGAUAAAAUCGGACUCCGCCAGCAGGCAGGACACCACCAUGUACCCGACCUCAUUGACGCAGCUGGCCCGGGCUAACCCGUUCAGCGCCCCCUUGUUCCAGCUCCAGAAAGUGGAAGAACCCCAGCAGAGCCUUCAUGGACAGAGGACCCGCAGACUGGCAGCAGCCGCCGUCGCAGAAGAGGGUGACAGUUGCGAGUUCGGCUCUCAGAAGUAUUUCGUCCUGUGUGGCUUUGGUGGGAUUCUGAGCUGUGGCACCACACACACAGCUGUCGUUCCCCUUGAUCUGGUCAAAUGCAGAAUGCAGGUGAACCCAGAUAAAUACAAAAGCAUUGGCAACGGCUUUGCAGUGACAGUGAGGGAAGAUGGUGUCAGAGGUUUGGCAAAGGGCUGGGCCCCCACCUUCAUUGGCUACUCCAUGCAGGGACUGUGCAAGUUUGGCUUCUACGAAGUGUUUAAGAUCCUCUACAGUGACAUGCUGGGAGAGGAGAACACCUACCUGUGGAGGACAUCACUGUACCUGGCUGCCUCAGCCAGCGCAGAGUUCUUUGCCGACAUCGCUCUGGCUCCCAUGGAGGCUGUCAAAGUUCGUAUCCAGACCCAGCCGGGCUACGCCAACACCCUCAGGCAGUGUGUUCCCAAGAUGUUCGCAGAGGAAGGGCUCUGGGCUUUCUAUAAGGGUGUGGUGCCCCUGUGGAUGAGACAGAUCCCCUACACCAUGAUGAAGUUUGCCUGCUUCGAACGCACCGUGGAGCUGCUCUACAAGUAUGUUGUUCCCAAGCCCCGCAGCGAGUGCAGCAAACCCGAGCAGCUGGUUGUCACCUUUGUGGCAGGUUACAUUGCUGGUGUGUUCUGUGCCAUCGUGUCUCACCCUGCUGACUCUGUGGUGUCUGUGCUGAACAAGGAGAAGGGCAGCACUGCUUUCGGGGUCCUCAAGAAGCUGGGACCCAAAGGAGUGUGGAAGGGUCUGGUGGCCCGUAUCAUCAUGAUCGGUACUCUGACCGCCCUGCAGUGGUUCAUCUACGACUCCGUCAAGGUCUACUUCCGCCUGCCCCGCCCCCCUCCCCCUGAGAUGCCAGAGUCCCUGAAGAAGAAGCUUGGCCUCACAGAGUAAAAAAAAAAAAAAAACCACGGGCCGUCCCUUCCAUCCCUCCCUCCCCCCCGAGCCGCAGUCUCCAGACAACACAUCUGAACCACCACCCUCCCAAAAAAAAAAAUUCCACAGCGCGCACAGCAGUUUUCUAUAUUUAUGUCCUGGGCUCAUCAUGCUGCUCUGCACAGAGCACAGAGCUGCUACUACUCAUGUAUAUUUAAAAACAGAAAACAAAAUGAGCAAGGAGAAGAAGAUGGAGCUGUCGCUCUUGGCUUACCAAGAGUCCGACAGGAAAUAUUCCUCUGUAGAAACACCUGUCUGGUUUUAUCAGUUCCUGUCAUUAGAAAAUAUGGAUGUUCUAAUAAAAGAAUUAAAUUCC